CGAUCGUCAUCACUAGCUGUCGGGUCAAUCAACGAUUCCGGUGCCAACACGCUAUCUUGUCGCAGGUGACAGGCACCAGUGCACCACAGACACACGCCGCGCGGGACGUCUCUCUCCCUCUGCAAACGACCCAAGCCGCGGACCGCCUUCCCCAACACAUCAAUCAACUGACCUUGGACUGACGACAUCCUCUUGUUCGAGGCGAAACACGUCUCCUAACAUCUCGACACCUCUCUUUAAUCCUCUUCGUCUUCUUCACCUUUCUUAGUUAUCUUGUCCAUACCCAACACCAUCCUCAACUGGCCACGACCGACACCUUCUUUCAGCAUGUUCUCCUCUGGAAAGAGGAAAGCGGAUGCAUUCGGUUGCACAUCCGCCGCUAGAGUCACCGCCAAACUGGCCUUGUCCCUUCUCGCUCUCUCGACAACACCACUCGUCAACGCCUUCUCCUACGACGAACCGAAUGCGCAGAUAGUCAUACCAAUCGAAGCAUCACCAAUAAAGCCCCUGCUACCAGAGCCUCCAGCGCCGGCUGAACACAAAUUCACACUUCGACACAUCUACCACCAUGGUACCUACCAACAUCCGACACUUCACCGAAAGAAGGAUAUACCCGCACAGAACGCAGACGUAUGGCUAGCAGCCGACGAUGAAUAUGGCGAAGAGCGCAUUGGGACCCUCAAGGCGCGCAGCAGCCCGGUGCGAAUACAACGACUUGCCGACCGGAGACCUAGCGUCGUAGAUCCCAUGGUCGCUUAUGCACGACAACAAGGUUACGCUUCCAUCCUAUCACCCGAAGCAUGGACAAUGGACGAAGUUGCCGGACCUGAUAUCACGGAUAAAGACACCAUCAUAUCGUUGGCGCUUAUGGCUGCCGAUGCCUACGUGCAGACUCCCGAUGGCGCAGAUUGGGAGGAUGUUGGGCACCAGUUUAACAGGAGCCUCGAUUUUGGAUGGGAGGGUGAUGGACUUCGGGGCCAUGUGUUUGCCGAUGAGACGAAUUCGACCAUCGUCAUCGGCUUGAAGGGAACAUCGGUUGCUGUUUUCGACGGUGACGGCACUACCACCAACGACAAAGUCAACGACAAUCUCUUUUUCAGCUGUUGCUGUGCUCAACAAGGACCCUGGACCUGGCACCAGGUUUGCGAUUGCGCGACAGGCACUUACUCUUGCAACAAUACCUGCGUUGUCCAAGCAUUGCGCCAAGAGAACCGCUAUUACCAAGCCGGUCGCGAGCUCUAUGCGAACGUCACUGAGCUUUACCCCGACGCUAACGUGUGGAUUGUCGGGCACUCGCUUGGAGGAGCCAUGAGCUCUUUGCUUGGCUUGACUUAUGGUGAUCCGGUUGUGACAUUCGAGGCAGUCCCCGAGGCUCUCCCUGCUAAGCGACUGGGACUUCCUAUCCCUCCUGGAUCCGACCCAGAUGCGCCUCAGACCCGAGAGUACACGGGAGCUUUCCACGUUGGUCACACAGCCGAUCCGGUGUACGUCGGUACCUGUAACGGAGCUACCGCAUCGUGCGCUAUUGGCGGAUAUGCAAUGGAGUCAGCUUGUCAUACCGGCCGGGAGUGUGUUUAUGACACGGUUGGCGAUUUGGGCUGGCGUGUUGGCAUUGGCACCCACAAGAUUCGUGCGGUUAUUCACGAUGUCCUCAGGAAGUACGAGAAGGUCCCUGAGUGCAAGUUUACACCGGAAUGCAGAGAUUGCGGUAACUGGAAGAUGUACGAAAGCAAUGGAACCGAAACCACGACCACCUCGAGCGCGCCUACUUCGACUUCGGACUCUAAGACCCGUACCCGGACAGAAACCUGCAAGACUCCGGGAUGGUGGGGAUGUUUGGAUGAAACCACUACCACAACUGGAACGGCAACCACAACAACAACAAGCGAAGUGACCACCACUUCUACCACUACAUGCCACACUCCUGGCUGGUUCGGUUGCAAGGACAAGACCACAACCUCGACUACAUCAACAACAACUCCUACCGCGACAACGAGCAGCACUACAUGCCUAACUCCUGGAAAGUUCUGGGGAUGUUAUGAUAAGACUGCAACGACGGAUCUCGGAUCACCAUCCACUUCGGCAGAGCUUAGUAUUACUUCAGCCCCAGCCCUGCCGAGCUCGGUGCUUACCCCGUCAGCAACGGCUACUCCGACAGAGGGACAGCCUGAUGAUAGCGGUAAACGUUGCCGUGGCAGGACAUGGUACGGGGUGUGCAAAGACUAUGAGGGCGACGAGGAGCCCGUUAACGAUCUAUAACGAUAAUCAUGGUGAUGGGCAUUGGCGUUUAUUUUUUUGAGAUUGUUUCCAGGUUUUGGGUACGACCAUGGGCGCGAGUUGGGGAAUUUCAUGAAGGGUUGUAGUUUGGCAUGGUAGAUACAUACAAGCACACACACAGAGAGAUGCGGGCGUUUUUGAAAGGUAUUAUUACAUUGCAUCAGCAGCUGGUUUUUUACUAUUACUUGAGACGAAUGAUACGUGAUCAAAGAGGUCUGGUCACGACUUGGACGGUGAGUUGAUGGAUGCACAUGGAGAGUAUUUGGUAGUUAAACGCCGUAGCGAAUAACAACGUCAGCUAACAAUCUUGAUCUGCUCCAACCUUGAAGUGCUGUUCACAGCCACGUGAAGGAAAUGAUGGAAACCCCAAGAAGAUGCUCCGGUGUGGUAGCAUGUCGUCGUCAGAUGUCUUGCUUACAUAGUGUAUUUCC
This is a messenger RNA of Neurospora tetraspora, 2708 nucleotides long. RefSeq names its product Alpha/Beta hydrolase protein. Gene Ontology annotation, biological process: piecemeal microautophagy of the nucleus; multivesicular body membrane disassembly; neutral lipid catabolic process. The transcript has 4 exons. The coding region runs from base 328 to 2259 and encodes 643 amino acids. The record is from RefSeq and is a predicted model, not a curated record. Gene Ontology annotation, cellular component: membrane. Lineage: Eukaryota; Fungi; Ascomycota; Sordariomycetes; Sordariales; Sordariaceae. Gene Ontology annotation, molecular function: glycerophospholipase activity.